UUCAGAUUCCAUGACUACUCGCAGUCAAACACUGUUAGAACCUCAGCCUUCAGUUUCGGCAGCCUCAUCACAGUAUAAUUUUAUUCAAAAAGAAAGAAAAGAAAAGUCUGGCUGGCUGGCUGGCUAAACUCAACUAAAACACAGAAGAAUAGCAGCAGAAGCAUCGAAGGCAGAAUCAAAGCUCGUGAUUUGAGGGGCAGUACGUGUUAAUGCACUGAGAGGAGAGAGGAAAAGAAAAGAAGAAGGCAGUAGUCAACACCAGCACCAGUUCUUCAACAAGAAGAUGAGCCACCAUAGACGAUAAUAGACUGCAACUUUACAUUAUAAGAAGAAGAAGAAGAAGCCAUGAAAGAGCUUCUUUUAGUUACAAUCUUGGUCUUGUUUCACUGCACGUUGGGUCGGCAAGUUUUGACAAGAAAUGAACUGUCAGCUUUGCUUGAUCUCCGGUCAUCGUUGGGGAUUAGGAGCACAGACUGGCCAAUAAAAUCCAACCCCUGCAAGCAAUGGACAGGAAUCCAAUGCAGAAACGGGCGGGUCAUUGGAAUCAAUAUAUCCGGGCUUAAGCGGACUCGGGUCGGCAGUUUGAACCCCAGUUUCAGUGUUGAUUCUUUGCCAAAUUGUACUUUCUUGGAGUCUUUUAAUGCUUCAGGGUUUUCACUUCCUGGUCCGAUACCGGAUUGGUUUGGUUACCAGCUUGGUUCUUUGAAGGUCUUGGAUCUCCAGUCUAGUUCAGUCACCGGUCCGAUUCCUGCUUCGCUUGGUAAUUUAACUAGACUCAAUGCUUUAUAUCUAGGCAGUAAUGAUCUUGCUGGUAGUCUACCUGCUGCAUUGGGGAAGUUAAUGCAGCUAUUUGUUCUUGAUCUUUCAAGGAAUUCACUUACUGGGCAGCUACCAAGUGAAUUUGGAUUGCUUAGGAAUCUAUCAAGACUUGACCUUUCUUCCAAUUAUUUUUCUGGGUCCAUACCAUCUACUUUUGGUAGUAUUUCUAGUCUGAAAUUCUUGAGUUUGUCUAAUAAUAGUCUUAUGGGUUCGGUGCCAGUUGAAUUGGGUAAUCUUUCUAACUUGGUUGAGCUUAAUCUUGGCAUGAAUGCGUUAUCCGGGUUGUUGCCUGUAGAGUUUAUGCGGUUGAGGGAUUUGGAAGUGUUGUUAUUGAGGGAUAAUCGAUUGGAGGGUAGAUUACCGGAUGGUUUGUUUUCGAGUCUCGGAAAGUUGAGAGUUUUGGAGUUGAGAGAGAAUAAAUUUGAUGGUGCUCUUCCUGUUGCAUUGGGGUCGUUGCAGAAUUUGCAGGUUCUUGAUGUUUCUGCUAAUAAUUUUACAGCUGAUUUGUCGAAUUUUAGUCUCAAGGGUCAUGCCAGUGGUGCUGUGUUUAAUCUUUCCAACAAUAAGUUAUAUGGAACUCCGGCUUGUUUAUCUGAGAACUGUACUUCCAUUGAUUUGUCGGGUAAUUAUUUCCAAGGAAAGGUUCGUUUUAGCGGUCCAAGAAAUAGUAGCCUUGACAUGAACUGCCUUCAGACAGUGCCUCAUCAGAGGAGCUUGGAAGAUUGUAGAUUUUUUUAUGCUGAGAGAGGCUUAACUUUCGAUUAUUUUGGAAAUCCAGAGCCAAGUCCUGUCCUAAAGAAACGCAAACGAUGGAUAUACAUUUUGGUGGGAUUGCUUGGUGGAGUUGGUUUCAUUACGAUUUUGGUACUGGUGAUCGUGGUGGUCCUUAGGAAGUUUGGUAAUACCAUUACAAAUGAAAGAGGAAGUGCAGAUGUGGGGCGUGUUCCAGAUGGAGAUAGCCCACCACUUCCUAAGGAUCCUACUAGCGUAUCUAGUCUGAGAGACUCAUUCACAUAUGAACAGUUACUCGGUCUGACUAGUGAAUUUAAUGAAAGAAAUUUCAUCAAACAUGGUCACUCUGGAGAUCUCUACCAGGGUUUUUUGGAAGGAGGAGUUCCUAUCGUUGUCAAAAGGAUCAAUUUGCAUAGCUUGAAACAGGAUUCCUGCAUGAUGGAAUUAGAAUUUUUCAGCAAGCAUUCACAUGCACGUUUAGUCCCUCUUUUGGGACAUUGUUUGGAGAACGAAAAUCACAAGUUUUUGGUGUACAAAUACAUGCCAAAUAGGGACUUGGCUGAGUCUUUGUACAGGGUAACCAAUUUUGAAGACGAUGGUUUGCAGUCCCUGGAUUGGAUUACAAGACUGAAAAUUGCUACAGGAGCUGCUGAAGGUCUCUCUUACCUGCACCACGAGUGCAACCCUCCCCUUGUCCAUAGAGAUGUUCAAGCGAGCAGUAUCCUUCUUGAUGAUCAGUUUGAGGUUCGACUCGGAAGUUUGAGUGGGGUUUGUGUCCAAGAAGGGGAUUUGCAUCAAAGUGUUCUCACAGGGUUCUUGCGGAAGUCCCAAUCCUCCGUCUCUGAUCCAGGGACUUCUGGCUCAUCUCCAGCAACUUGUGCUCAUGAUGUGUAUUGUUUUGGCAAGGUCUUGCUUGAGCUCGUUACAGGCAAGCUUGGCAUAAGCAAGUCAGAUGAUGCCACCACAAGGGAGUGGUUAGAACACACGCUGGCGCAGAUCAGUAUAUAUGACAGGGAGCUGGUGGCAAAGAUUGUUGACCCAUCUAUGAUCGUAGAUGAAGAUUUAUUGGAAGAGGUAUGGGCAAUGGCCAUCGUGGCUAGGUCAUGCCUUAAUUCCAAACCUUCUAAACGCCCUCAAGUGAAAUAUGUCCUCAAAGCACUGGAAAACCCUCUGAAAGUGGUAAGACAUGACAUUUAUAGCUCGGGAAGGCUGAGAACAACUUCAUCUAGGAGAUCUUGGAGUGCUGCUUUUUUUGGUAGCUGGAGACACAACCCAGAUAAUGCCUCAGCUCUGGGCCAUGCUAAUACCAGUGGCUUAAAGCAACCAGGGAGAGCAGGAUCUCGAGGCAGCAGUGGGAUUGAGCAUUCAUCUUCUAAUAAAAGGUUAUCCAGCGAAAUCUUUCCUGAACCACUUGAAAUGCAAGAUAUGGAGAGGCUAGAUGAGCAUUAGAUGACCUGCUGUGGAGUUUACAAUUGUUCAUAUGUUGUGUGGGUUCCACAUCCGAGUGCUCAACAGCAUCCUCGGAUCCAUCUUUGAUGGGAUUUCAUCAAAAAUCAAUGCAAGCAAAUGGUGAUUAUAAUCCAAUGCGCUGUGAAUGAUGAAAGAUUCCCGCAAUGAGGCUAACACUGUCAAGACAGAAUGAAAAUGGUUGAUAGUAAGGGAAUGUUGGGAAUACUUUUAGGGUUUGUAAGCUUGUCAGUUUCUGUUUGGAGUGCAGAUAAACUGGAUGACUUUUGUGUAACUAUGAUUAUUCUGUGUCUUGAUGGCAUUUUGUUGUUGAGUAUUGCUUAGGAUAUUUUUUCCUGGCGUGUUGUAAUGGGUAUGUAGAUGUAGGUAGUCCUUGUAAAUUUCAAUCGCUUUUUAUGAUAGUGAUAAACUCAAGAGCAAUUAAAGA
Molecule: messenger RNA, 3445 nt
Organism: Populus nigra (black poplar)
Lineage: Eukaryota; Viridiplantae; Streptophyta; Magnoliopsida; Malpighiales; Salicaceae
Product: probable LRR receptor-like serine/threonine-protein kinase At2g16250
Exons: 5
Coding region: 346-3000 (884 amino acids)
Biological process (GO): protein phosphorylation
Molecular function (GO): protein kinase activity; ATP binding; protein binding
Source: RefSeq, a predicted model, not a curated record